UUUCCCACUCUUCAAUGAGAACGAUACCUGUGACGCGGUCGGUUCAUAACGCAGCUCGCGCAUCUUACCAUUGUGGAACAUACAGAACCCUAGGAUCAAGUGAAGUUUAAUAGCUUGGUUGUCGGAAAGUUUUUGAGAAAAAUGUGUCCGCAUGUUUUGUGAUUGAAACUGGGUUUGUGCAAGUAUGCCAGAGUAUAUAAGAGAGAAAUCCAGAGAAAGAUUUUUAAGGAGCAAAGUGCCAUUUCAUGUAGAUUUGUUUUCUAACGUUGAUAUUUUCGUCUCAACCUCACGUCCAUGAUUGAGAAGGUUUUCAGAGUCGUUAAAGCCUGCAGGUGCCUGGCCUACCACAAGGAGUCGCUGUGUGUAGGCAAUUAAGGCAGCCGUGUCCAAACUCUUACUCAUUCCACCCUGCAUGGUGAUGAGGCGGAGCCAAUUUGCACCACCCUCUGCGGGACCCCCGGACUCCAUGGUUAUGCCAUGACCUGGAUUUGAACUCCUGUCUGCCAUGACGCUGCUGCGUUUCGGGAUGGAAAAAUGUGGAGGAGGCAGGAAUUGUCAAAUGCCCAAUAUCACCUGAGGAACUGGAAGAUGAUGCUGUGGGUAUUGGCCUCUCUGUUGACGUUGGUGGAGGGAGUGUUUUCUGAAGAGGACCUCAAAGAGGCCCACGCUGAGAAUCUCCAUGUCCAGGAGGGGACCACCGCCCCCAGGGCUUGGUACCCAGACCACUACCCCGAGGUCCACGAGCUUGGAAAGGAGCAGGACAGCCGUGACCUGUCCUUCUGGCCCAGUCUGUCAGAGAGCCUCGAUGUCGAGGACGACGGAGAUCACUACCCGAGCAGGUGGGAGCGCUCGCCCCCCGACACCGAACCUUCCCGUAGAGGCUCCCGCAAGAACCGCAGGAAGCCAAAAAACAGCAGCCGGGACUGCCGCAUGGAGCGAAAGGAGAUGCGUGUCAGAGACCUGGGCCUGGGCUUCGACUCAGACGAGAUUGUCCUGUUUAAAUACUGCGUGGGGACAUGUCUGAGCUCCCGGAAGAACUAUGACCUGGCCCUCAAGGCCAUGACGGAAAACGGGAGUAUCUCCAGCGAGAAGGUGAGCGUCGGCCCCUGCUGCCGGCCCACCCGCUACGAGACGGUCUCUUUCAUGGACGCUCAGACAAUAUGGCAGACCAUCAAGUCGUUGUCGGCAGCUAACUGUAGCUGCGUGGGUUGACGGGCCGUUCGAGGAAGUCUACCUGCAGGACACACAUGCAUAAAGAAGCUUCAGGGUGAAGAGAGGAAGAGGCUGAAAUGCCUUUAAUGUAGUAGUGGGCAUUAAGGGUGAACCAGAGCCAAAAGCUGGGUCUCAGUUCGACGUGGAUCCACUUUUGUGUGGAAGCAGGCCUCUUAGGUGGUGGGAGCAGAGGAUAGAGAUACAGCCUGUCAAACCUUACACCCAACCGAGGAGCUGCGUCUUCAGUCAGGGGCCAGGAGACUGGAGAGGACUGGAGCUCGUUGGCAGGUCCUGGGUUGGUUAUGUCCCCUGUGAUAAAAGCAUUGUGCCCCAAGAAGGCUGGCUAUCACAUGCCUACAACCAGGAUAUGUGAAACAAAUGUCUUGGACCAGUGGACAUUUACUCUUAACCAGGAGUGGAGCAUCAUGGGUUACGGGGCAGCUAACGUUUUAGAGGGCUACACAUUUUAAGACUAAAUACUUUGAUAUGAAGAAAUAUUAUGAAGUGAGAAGUUGUUUGUUUUCAAAGUCUCUUCAAUUAGACCAAAAUCACUUUAUGGGGUUAUGCAUUGCUAUGUUUCCUUCUUCAAGGGCAGCUCAUCCACACUGUGGUUGGUGGUGACAAGGUUGUUUUCAGCCAGUCUUAGGACUCUCUCAAAUCCCAGUCUAUACACAGGCUAUGGGAAUAAAAUGAAGCACACAGUAACUAGACAAUGGCAUUCAAGUGAUUCCAACACUAAGCACACGCAUCUACUCUUACAACAAAGCAAAACAAACUGUACUACACCAAACUGGAUUAGCUGUAAAUCUUGAAGAAUCCAAAACACUUGUAGCUUAGCCCAAUGUGUUUCCUUUCUAUAAACAGUGUGUAGUAGAAUGCUAUGACAGGGCCAAGGUGAGUCAGGGCUCAGCCAUACCUCCCGCUGCCUAACACACAUCUUUCAUCAUAGUUUAUUUUCACCUCUGAACAUGGCACAACACCGCUGUCCCCUGAACAUUUAGGAUUUUGAAGAUUACAAAGACUGAGCAUUAUGGUAACUGUUAUUAUAAAUGUUUGUUAUGCCAUAUCUUAUUGUGAUAUAAAACAUCUCAUACACUGUGGCAUUGUUUAUCAAGGUGGUGUUUCUUAUAGAAAAACAUAACUAUUGACAACAGUUUAAUGGGCCACAUAUGUGGCUGCCACUCCACACCUGACCAAUAGGAAUGGAGACAUACAGAAGAAAUAAUGACAAUAAGGUAUAUAUGUAGUAUGAAAACAAGGGGAAGGUUUACAUAGUAUUCUAUCACACAUAAUGCAAACUUGUAUAUACUAUAUAUAUAUACAGUUUAUAUUGAUAUAGUAUUGAAUGAAUCAAUUUCUCUGUUCUUCAGAUAGUUGUUUGUUAAGCGACGGUAUAGAGUGCCCUCCAGAAUUAUUGGCACCCAAGGUACAUUAGCACAAAAGGGCUGUGAAAAAAUUGCAUUGUUUUUUAUCAACAUGAUCUAACACUCAGAAAAUCAUAUGAACCAAAUCUUUACUAGUACUAGUUGUUUUAUUCAAAUGUUUUUUUAUUGGCAUCCCUAAAAAAAAUAUUUACAAAAUCCAAUUGAUGUAUAUUCCGAUUAAGAGUUUACUUUUUAAAGUUCAUCAGAGUCUUUGGGAACUCUUAAGUGGUCACCCAUAACAUCCUGUUUCACUUGGGUAUAAAUAUGAGACAGAAGCUGAACUCCCUCAUCCAUGAACAUGGGAAAGGCCAGAAAACACCAAACAAAUGAGACAAAAGGUUGUUGACCUUCACAAAUCAGGCAAUGGCUAUAAAAAGAUUACUAUGCGCCUGAAAAUACCCAUCUGCACUAUUAGGCAAUAAUUUAACUGUAAAUGUAAAACAACUGUAGAUCUGAUGAACCUGUCUGUAACAAAUAUUUUGUCCACAUGCACAGUGAGAAGGAUAGUUCAAGUGGAAUGAAAAUGUCUAAGAAUCACGGUUGAAAUAUUGUAUCUUUGGUCUCCAAGUCUCCCAAACUAGUCUCCAUGCCAACCAGUUAAUUGGAGGGAUUCCCAGAGGAAAGCCUCUGCUUUCCCCAAACCAAAAACGUAACCUCCUUGAGUUUGUUACGUUUAUUGGAACUUUGAUUGGAACCAAGUUCAAUAGUCAGAAUUUUUUACUCCAAACACAAGAGGUUGGUUUAGCAUAAAAAGAGCCAUGGGCAUACAGAAAAUAACCUAAUCCCCACUGUGUGGUGGUGAAUAUUUCAUUUUGUUGGGCUUUUUGACUUCCAAAAGCCCAGGGGCCUUCUUAGGAUGCAUGGUACCGUGUAUUCCAUCAAGUACCAAGAGAUUUUAAGCCAAAACCCGACUGCCUCUUCCAAGAUGGAAAAACUGAGUUGUCGUUGAAUCUUCCAGCCGGACAAUGAUUCAAAGCCUACCUCCAAAUCCACCCAAAAAUGGUUCACUGACCAUAGAAUCAAGCUUUUCAAUUAUAAUAAUCAAUUAUUUAUUGAUGACAGUUUAUUUUCUUUGAUCAGAUAUUGUUUUAUUAAAGAUUCACAUCAUUUUUGACUGUAAGAUCAAGCUGAUAAAUACUAAUAAAAAAAUCUUAACAUUUUGUUCAUAUGUAACUAGUGUGCCAAUAAUUCUAAAGGGCAAUAUUUUCAUAUUUUGGUGUUCAGAAUACAAAUGAAGCAUUUAUUAUUAUUCAACUGCUGGACAUUUUACAGUAUGUGUCCAUAAAGAAAGGUCGUAUUUUAAUCUCUAUGUAAUAUGCAUAUUGUGUACAUUAUAGUUCUGAACCAUUCUCUCAGGACAGGGCUGUUUUGUUUUACAAAGAUACCUCUCCUCUGUCUCAUUGUAGUUGGAUAUCAACCGGGUAUCAAAUGUAACGAUCUUUCUUUUAACACUUUCACAAUUACAAACAAUCAGGAAAAAUAUGUUUUGAUAUGUUGUGGUGGUUCAUUAACGGUCUUAAUCUCUGUUUUCCACCUGGAUCCCACCACCCACUGAAAUACCGUGAAUCUAAUGUUGUAGAUUUUGUGGUCUAACCCAUCUAACUACAGUAUGUGCAUGACAUGCAGGGAUUUUUUUUUAACUGGUAAUGGUUCACAGCACUAUGUUUAGGGAUUGACAAAGUGUUAACAACACACAAGAUGGCACGCUUUUAUUCUGCCUUCAGUACAGGUCUGGUUGUGGUUCUAUGAAGAUGCAGCAGCUGGUGUGAUUCAUGUGUAAAAACAUUGGGCUUCUCUCUUUAAGUCCCAAUUUAAUUUCCCUGUUAGGUGCUGUGCAUCUCUUUAUUAUCAUUUUAUUGUAAGAUUAUCACCUUAUUAGGGACAGUAUUUAUUAGAUCUAAAUUAUUUAUUUAUUGUAAUUUCAUGUUAUACGCUUGGUAUUACUAAUAUCAUACAUAUCAUUUAUGAAGUGGCCAUGUAUGCCUUUUAUUUUACUGUUGUUUUUUUGUUGAGCAAGAAUGUUUUGAAGUGUCUCUCUCUAUCACACACACACACACACACACACACACACACACACACACACAGACAGACAGACAGACACAGACAGACAGUGCAUGUACUGUAGGUGUAUCCAUUAUGCAGUAUCGUUCUAUAUGAACCAGACAACGAGCCAAUAUAACCUGGUGUGACAUUCUCCAGUAGCUGUCAGUUACAUGUGAUGCCAAGAGAUAAGUGCCAGACGCUGGCAAGGUAUAAGAGACCAAAUACCUUUGUUUCCAUUAGAUGUAUUAGUUCUGAUGUCUAACGUGUACCCUACACAAGUACACAAUGAACUACCAUUAGCUAUGCAAAAUGAUGAUCCUGUGUAGUUAAGGUCGCAAAAAUAUGCAAACUUUCUGCUGCGCCACAACUCUAAUUCUAAAUAUAUGAUUGCCUCUUGCGUAGAUAGUUGCAUUCUUUUGUUGCGUAGUUGUGUAUGGUAUAAAUUAAGCUUUAGUCAGAGACAACAGUAGGCCUACUCAUUUUCAUGGGGCCUUGUUGUAGUUAAAUAUACAUGUACCUUAUUAUCCAGUGUUUAACAAAGACAAAAAAU
Esox lucius (northern pike) is the source of this 5229-nucleotide messenger RNA. Its product is annotated as neurturin. Bases 535 to 1212 code for a protein of 225 amino acids. The transcript has 5 exons. The record is from RefSeq and is a predicted model, not a curated record. NCBI's taxonomy places the organism in Eukaryota, Metazoa, Chordata, Actinopteri, Esociformes, Esocidae. Gene Ontology annotation, molecular function: growth factor activity; receptor tyrosine kinase binding; glial cell-derived neurotrophic factor receptor binding.